This is a messenger RNA of Mugil cephalus (flathead mullet), 1905 nucleotides long. RefSeq lists its product as uncharacterized. The coding region runs from base 1078 to 1743 and encodes 221 amino acids. The record is from RefSeq and is a predicted model, not a curated record. Lineage: Eukaryota; Metazoa; Chordata; Actinopteri; Mugiliformes; Mugilidae. The transcript is spliced from 7 exons.
CUCUUCAGCUUUGAGUGGCAGAUCUCAACAAAUUUCUGAUUAUUGUAUUUGAUGUAGAAGAUGGCGACAACUCUGAGGGGAAAAGAAAUCACGGUGCUGUAAUCGGUGUAGUCAUGUUCAUCCUCGUAGCUGUAGUUAUCCUCGGAUUGAUCCACAGGAGACGACACAACGAACAAUUGCAUGUCUUGUCGAGGUUCCUAGGACAGUUUGCGAAUCAGACUCCUGCGUCUUUGGAUGAAGUUGAUCCUGAUGCCACUUACGCAAGCCUUGAGUACCCUACUGACGAUCUCUACCAAGCAAUGACCUCAGUUAACCUCCAACGCGAGAUUUAUGAGGAAACUGAUGCAGAAAUCUACGAAAACCUUCAAGUCAUCUCGGUGUAGACUAUGGACCGUAGGAUCUUGUUCAUACAGCAGUAGUAGACUUCACAACAAACGGCAAAGUCGUGUCACUUGCUUGAAGUGAGGUGUUCCUGUAUCCAUUUUUAACUAUCCGCUAAGUGAAGGUGCUGUGUUUCCGUAACAAAGAGGUAAGGGACAUAAACUGCAACAAGUUGCUUAGAGUGUGCUGUUUCAUAUUUAUACCUCGAGGUCAGGCCUGAGAAUAUGUGAAAGCCACAACUGCAAAUGUCGCUGUUCACCAUCUCUCUUAGCCCAACAUGCUAAAAAAAAACACAUGCGGGGUAAGGCAAGUGACAAACGUCUGAGCGUGGGACCUGAUGUUUGAUGGCAUGAGCGCUAUUAAACAGACACAAACUUUUGAAUUUCAAAUUUAAUCUGUUUUGAUUCCUUCAGUUUUAACAAACACGUCAGUUUAAUAAAAACUAUUCCAGCCUGAAUGUGUUUCUGUUUGUAUUGUGUGUCUGCUCGCUGUUUUACCUUCAGGGCUUCAUCAAGGGAAAGCAGAAGCAGACCCCUAAAAAGCACACUUCCUUUUCAGAAGUGCUCACACUGGUGCGCACCUCUCUGAGUGCAGCACAGAGUUUGAGGUUUAGGUGACUAGAGAAUAUAUUUCAGAAGGGUUUGCUGGUCCUCCUCGCUUCGGUGUUGAAUACACUCUUAGCAGCUGUCGACCAGAAUGGAAACACUGAAAGUGUGCCUUAUUCUGCUUCUGAGCCAAACGAUGCACUCUAACUCUGAAGUGAUACAAGAGUAUCUUGAGAAGACCAUUGAUAAAGAACCAGAUGUCACUCCACUAUGCACCAAUACAACUGAGAAUGUUAUCACAUUUAUAGUUUGUAAGAUCAGAACUGAGAUGCACCAGGAUAAAGAUUGUCAUCUUUUGUAUGAUCAUGGACAAGGCUUUCAACAUGAAUGUGGCUCCAGCUUCUUGCUGAAAAAAAUGAACCAUACUAUAUCUCUCCAUCUGACUGAUUUAAAAUUAGUUGAUAGUGGAAACUACACAUGUCGGUGUUCAUUUCGUGGUGGAACAUACACUCUCCAUCUCAAUAUCACUGUGAAAGAUGAUGAAAGCGUCAGAAAUUCUACAGAACCUAUAAUCAUUUGUGCUUCAACUGCAACAGUCAUCUUUGUAGCUUUUGUUAUCCUGGGAUGCAAAUACAGAAGACUACGCCGUCGAACUCAACUGGAAGCAAUGAGCAGGGGGGCGUAUACAGACAUCGAGCCGUACAGCACCUUCAGGCGGACAGAAAGUGGACUUUAUUCCACCGUCAAUCUGCAGGACCCCCAAACGAAGCAGGCAAACACAUUAAAAGGAGAUGACGGGAAAGGUUUUGUAGAAUAGCGCCUUCUUUUUAUCCUCACGUGACCUGUUGCUCAGCUGAAGUGUAGUUGGGCCUGUUGUCCACAAGGUGUCAGCAUUUGGACUGUUAAUUGCAAAAGUGCUUCAAAUCUGACAGCUGUGCUGUAACAAUGAUUCAAUCUGGUGAAUAAAUGGUUAAAAACA